GAAGAAAAACCGAUGGUAGGAGCAAUUGUUCUACUUUCUUUGGCUUAGAAUUCAACUAGUUGUAAACAGUAUAGGUUUGGCCAUGGCAGUGAAUAUGUUUGUUGAUUUACCUGGCUGCGGCAAGAUGCCAGUUUUGGGCUAUGGUACGUGGCAGUCGAAAGAUUCCGAACUGGAGAAUGCGCUGGAAUUGGCACUAGAAGCAGGUUACCGUCAUAUUGACACAGCAUACGUGUAUGAAAACGAGAAAGUGAUUGGCAAUGUAAUUCACCGGUGGAUUUCGGCGGACAAACUUAAACGCGAAGAUCUCUUUUUGGUGACAAAACUUCCUCCAAGUGGCAACAGGCCGGAAGGGGUGGCCAAAUUUUUGAAGCGUUCAUUAGAAAAUCUACGAGUGACUUAUAUAGAUCUUUAUUUAAUCCAUUUGCCUAUGGCUUUCAAAGAUAUUGAAGGAGAUUUACAUCCCACGACUCCCGAAGGAGAGAUGGAUAUAGAUGUAACAACUAAUCACGUUGCAAUUUGGAAGGAAAUGGAAUCGCAAGUAGAUGCAGGUUUGGUGAAAGCAAUUGGAAUAUCAAAUUUUAAUCAAAAUCAAAUACAACGAAUAAUAGACCAUGCAAGAAUAAAGCCAGUUAACCUCCAAAUAGAACUUCAUGCUUAUUUUCAGCAGAAGGGCAUGGUUAAUUUCUGCAGAGCAAAUAAUAUCUCUGUUACAUGUUAUUCGCCACUUGGAACACCAGGAUUAGGAAAAUUUAUGGCAGCAUUUGGCACACAUAUGGAGAUGCCGGAUAUUUUAAAUAAUCCAAUGGUGACAAAAAUUGCCGCAAAGUGGAACAAAUCUGGAGCACAAGUUUUAAUAAGGCACUGCAUACAAAAGGGCUUAAUAGCUAUACCUAAAAGUGUUACUGCUUCGCGAAUUAAAGAAAAUAUAAAUAUUUUUGACUUCAACCUUGACGAUCACGACAUGGAUGUUUUGAAUAACCUUGAUCAAGGAGCCAUUGCCCGACUCUUAGAUUUUUCAGCAUUUCCUGGGAUCAAGAAGCAUCCUGAAUAUCCAUUUCACUGAAGUAAGUGGAUUUUCUAAAUGUUUAUUACUUAAAAUAAGAAAAUUUAUAAUAUAAAAUAUAAUUUAAUUAAAAAUUUUUCUUUUCA
This is a messenger RNA of Photinus pyralis (common eastern firefly), 1149 nucleotides long. RefSeq names its product 1,5-anhydro-D-fructose reductase-like. The record is from RefSeq and is a predicted model, not a curated record. Gene Ontology annotation, molecular function: oxidoreductase activity. The transcript has 6 exons. NCBI's taxonomy places the organism in Eukaryota, Metazoa, Arthropoda, Insecta, Coleoptera, Lampyridae. Bases 83 to 1063 code for a protein of 326 amino acids.